This is a messenger RNA of Plasmodium reichenowi, 4116 nucleotides long. RefSeq lists its product as hypothetical. Lineage: Eukaryota; Apicomplexa; Aconoidasida; Haemosporida; Plasmodiidae. Gene Ontology annotation, cellular component: NuA4 histone acetyltransferase complex. Gene Ontology annotation, molecular function: histone binding; small GTPase binding. Gene Ontology annotation, biological process: regulation of transcription by RNA polymerase II; chromatin remodeling. The record is from RefSeq and is a predicted model, not a curated record. The transcript has 3 exons. The coding region runs from base 1 to 4116 and encodes 1371 amino acids.
AUGGAGAGCCAACUGGAGAAGGAUAUUAUAAGCAUAUUUACACAGAGUGUGUCCUCAAGUUUUGAAGAUGUAAAAUAUAGUGAGGAGAAGAUAAAUAACUUAUAUAAUGAUAGUAAUAAAGAAGAAUAUAUAAAAAUAUUGUUAAAAUUAAUUAUGUAUCCAUAUAAUGAAAAAAACGAGAAUAAGAAUGUUUAUGAUAGUAGUUUAAAUAGGAAUGUUAAGGUGAGUAUGUUGAUUAGUAUAAAGAAUUUUAUAAAGAAGAGUGUACAUAGUAAUUUAGAAAAUAUGGAACUAAGUACUGAUAUGUGUAUAUUUAUAAAACAUAUUUGUUUACAUGUAUUAUUAGAUAUAAAUAAUGAAGAUAUUAAAAGCUUGCAGAAAUAUUUUUUCGAGAUUUUAGUGAAUUUAUUGAAAUUUAAUAUUUGUGAUGAUUAUGAUUAUUUACUUUUUUAUAUUAUCAUAUUAUAUAUUAAUGAUUAUAAUUAUAUAGAUUUAGUACAUAUAUUUAAUAAUGAAGAAAAAAAAAAAAAUCAAGAUACUUUCAAAAUUAUAGAAUGUAUUAUGUUAUAUAUACAAAAUAAGGAAAUCUUACAAAAUAUAAAUCAACAUAAUUUUUUCAUAGAAUAUAAUAAAAUUCUACAAAAUCUAGAAACUAUAAAAAAUAUUAUAAUUAAUAGAAACAAUUCGUUGAAUGAUGAUAUAAUUAAUUAUAUUAAUAAUACAAAAAGGAUAUAUAAAUCAGGGGAUAAAUAUAAUUUGUUUAUGUUGAAUGAUGCUCUUCUAUAUAAUAUAUCUCCUGAGGGUCUACCCACCCUAAAUAAUAAUAAUAAUAAUAAUAAUAAUAAUAACCAUAUUAGUGGUAAUAUGAACACUAAUCAAAUUAAUAAUGGUAAUUAUUAUGAGAACUUAUCAGGAUUAACAACAACCAACUUUGAUUUUAGAGGGAAGGGAAGCAUAAGCAAAGACUAUAAUAAUAAUAUAAAAUCUAUUGAUACCAACACAUUAUUUCAUAAUAAUAUUAUGAAUAUUUUUUCAAAUAUGAAUUGUAAUCAUUUUAAAAAAAAGUAUGUAGCUUUAAAAAUUAUAAGGAAAAUUAUAAAGAAAUAUAAAAAUAAUGAUUAUGUAUCUAAAUAUGACCUUAAAAUUAUAUUAACACACAUCGAAUAUCCUGUAACAUUAUAUUUUAUCUAUUUAUAUAACAAAUUAAAUGAAUAUACAAAUUAUAUUAAUUUAAAAUUAAAUACCUCAACAAACAAUUUUAAUACAUCUAAUAAUGAUAUGAUAAAUGAAGAAUUAAAUAUUUGUUUUUAUAAUAUGAAUAAUAUAUUAAUGAAUAUGCAUGUAUUCUUAAAAAUCUUUUACAAUAUUAAUAUGAUAGAUUUACCGGAGUAUUAUGAGGAUAACUUUGAUAUAUUCUUUAAUAUUUUCUACACCUUCUUGUUAUAUGAUGAAGACAUUUUAAAUAAUUAUUACAACCAUUUGCAUCUUAUUAAAACAGUAUUAAAAGGAAGUGCCGUCACACCGUCUGGGGCUCAUAAUAACAUGAAUAGAAGCACGUCUAUAAUAAGCAGCAGCAACAAUAAUAAUAACAACAACAAUAAUAACAACAACAACAAUAAUAACAACAACAGCAACAAUAAUAAUAACAACAAUAAUAAUAAUAAUUAUAUGAAGAAUGCGCUUGGUAAUGCGAAUGUUUCUUUGAAUGAUUUAUUAAAGUGUAAAGAACACUUUAGUGAGAAUUUAAUAAAAUGCAAAAUUAUGAUAAUAGAUGUUAUAAAAAUAUUAUCGGAGAAUUAUCAAGACGAAUCAAAAAUAUAUGUAAUUAAACUCAUAUGUUCUCUUAUUCAAAUAUUAUAUAAGGAAAAGGAUAAGAUAUUAUUAUGUCAUAAUUAUAAUUGUUUAUCAUCAAGUAUUAAAUUAAUACAUCAUAUGAAUUUAGAAAAAAAUGAUUUAAAUCCUUAUAAAGAUAAAGAAUUUGUUGAAAAAGUAAUCGAACGUGUAUUAAAUCAUAUACGUUUAAAAAAUAUAGAUAUUGAUGAAAUUAUAGAAGCAGACUUAGAAUAUUUUAGACAUGAUUUAAAUAAUGUAAAUUCUUUUUCUAUACGUUCAACAUCUAUAUACUUUUUAAAAACUUUAUGUAAUAAUUAUUUUCAUUUGUGUUUUCCGAUUCUUGAAUAUAAAAUAUUAACAAAAGACACUUUAUUAACCUUAUCAUCUGAUGGAAUGGAUGUAGCAAAUAAAUCAUCAGGAAGUUUAUUAAACAUGUCGAAUAUUAAUAAUGGUGUUUCGAUUAAUAAAAAUGAUCCAUGUUAUGAAGCAUGUAAUGUUGAAUAUAAGGUGCAAUUAAUAGCUUGUUUAAAUCAUUCCAACUUAACACAAAAUUUUUAUGAACAUAUGCUUAAGGAUCUUAUGAACCAAUUUCUUAUGACAAUAAAAAUGAAAUAUAAUAAUAUGGAUGUAUUGUGUUACACUAUGGAAAAUUAUAAUUUUGAGAAUCCUCAAAUGAAUACAAGCAAUAAUAAUAAUAAUAUGAUCAACAUGAAUAGCAACAUGCAUAACAACAUGAAUAGCAACAUGCAUAACAACAUGAAUAACAACAUGAAUAACAACAUGCAUAACAACAUGAAUAGUAAUAAGUGUGUGUGGUUAAGAGAUGAUGAUAUGUUUAAUACUCCAAAUUGUAUUUAUUUACUAUCCAUAUUAAAAUAUUUAUUAAAUAACAGAAACAUUUGUACGACAAAUAAUGCUUUAGAUAUUUUCCUAUUCCUACAUUUCUUAUUAUAUAAUGAAAAAAUUAUGAUACAUAAUUAUGCUUGCUUAUGUAUAAAUAGAAUAUUAAAUCAAACGUUAAAUGAAAAUAUUUAUAAAAUACUUUUGGAAAGUAAUAUGGUACAACGUAUAUUAAACAGAUUAUUAUUUUUAUUAAAAUAUAAUGUACAUAAUAAAAUAUUAAAUGAAUAUAUAUUAAUUACUAUAUUAAGAAUAUUUCUUAUUUUUACAUAUAAGAUAUCAGAUUUUUAUGUUAUGGUAUUAUUAAUUAUAGAUAAUAUUAUUAAACUAAUAAUUAAUGAUUCUCAUAAUCCAUUAUUUAAUCAUUAUUUAUUUGAAUUAUUAACAAUUAUUAUAUCCUUAAUAUAUAAAUCGCAAGUACAACAGCAUAUACAACAAAUUGAAGAUGUUAUUAUUACAACAUUCUCACAAAUUCUACAAGUUUAUAUACAUGAUUUUAUCCCUUAUGUAUUCCAAAUAUUAUCCAUUAUAGUAGAUAAUACUUUUACUAUACAAAAAAUACAUAUCAAAAUAUUAAAUCAUUUAUAUGAAAUGGACUUAUGGAAAAGUACCAUUGGAAAUGUUAAUGGUAUUAUAUGUGUACUAAAAAGUUAUUUUAAAAAAUAUAAUAUUUUUAAUGAUAUUAUUAAAACCAACAUGCAACAAUUAUUUAAUAUUUAUCAUUAUUGUUUAUCUAAUAAAAAAUUAUACACAGACUCUUUCCAAAUUAUUCUUAGUAUAUUUACAUACUUACCUUUAGAUUCUUAUGAAUCUUUCCUAAAACCAUUAUUCGUCUUACUAUUCACUUUCUUACAACAUUAUAAAAAUGAUAUAAUCAAAAUUAAGGUCGUUCAUUCCUUAUCCGUCUUUAUAUUGAAGACUAAUGUUGCUGUCUUUAUAACAACUCUCGACACCAUACAAGAUGGCCUAAUUUUCAAUGUCCUCAAGAGCCUGUACCUACCCAUUCUGGACAAACUAAUAAACGUGAACGAGAAAAUUAUCAUAUUCCUAGCAUUAACCAAACUACUAAACCACGACAAAAUAAGAAAUGAGCCCUUUGUUGUAGACAUAUUAAAUUCUCUAAACAAAAAUAUAACCAGUAAUGAAUUAGUCUUAAAAAAAAGUAAGGUACAACAUUUAGAUGUUGAGAAAGAUGAAAUGGACCAAAAUUUUGAGGUUACAUAUGUGAAGCUACAAAUGAUAAAUAACGAUAAUGUUAACGAGAUGGUACUAAAAAAUAUAAAUAUUAAUGAUGAACUUAAACAAAAUUUAUAUAACCAACACUUCAUGCAGAUAUGUCAUAAUAAUGCUUUUAACACAAUUCUUCAACUAUUUAAUAAUUAG